This is a messenger RNA of Armigeres subalbatus, 1324 nucleotides long. RefSeq names its product glutathione S-transferase theta-3-like. Gene Ontology annotation, biological process: glutathione metabolic process. The transcript has 3 exons. Lineage: Eukaryota; Metazoa; Arthropoda; Insecta; Diptera; Culicidae. Gene Ontology annotation, cellular component: cytoplasm. Bases 168 to 851 code for a protein of 227 amino acids. The record is from RefSeq and is a predicted model, not a curated record. Gene Ontology annotation, molecular function: glutathione transferase activity.
UCAGUUGAGUGAGGAGACGCCAAGCAAGCACAUACCUACCUUAAUAUGUUUUCGACCUAAUUCUCCUAUCGUAAAAAGUGCGUUCUCCAUUCGAAUCCGUGUGAAUCUUUCCUUCCACCGAAAUUAAGUGCAUUUUCAAAGUGUUAUCAUAUAUCGGAUCCACUGCUAUGGCAUCCGGUCGCAACAUUCGCUUCUACUACGACCUGAUAUCGCAACCUUGCCGAGCUCUGUACAUUUUCCUUGAACAGAACAAAAUACCCCAUCAAAAGUGUCCCAUUGCGCUGCGAAAAUGGGAACACUCGGCGCCAGAAUAUAUGCAAAAUGUGAAUCGUUUCGGCAAGGUGCCCGCCAUUGUGACGGAAAAUAACUUCAAACUGGCAGAAAGCAUUGCCAUUUUGCGAUAUUUGACGCGAGAAUUUGCCGUCCCGGACCAUUGGUAUCCACGGGACAGCCGAAGGAGGGCCCGGGUCGACGAAUACCUGGAAUGGCAGCACUCAAACACCCGGUUGCAUUGUGCCAGCUAUGUGCGCUACGUGUGGCGAGGACCUUUGCGGGGAGAAGUCGUGGAACCAAAGGUUGCCAAGCGGUUGCAAGCGGAGAUGAUCGGAUGUUUGGAUUUUAUCGAGUCGAACGUGUUGCAGCGGGACAUGCGGUUCAUAGCAGGCGAUGAUAUCACGAUUGCCGAUCUGGUGGCAGCCUGUGAGAUCGAACAGCCAAAACUAACCGGAUACGAUGCACGCGUGGAUCGACCAAAGCUGACGGCUUGGAUACAAAGAGUGAAGGAGUACACCCAACCGGACUAUAACGAAGCGCACAAGAUUCUGCACAAGUUUGCGCCGGUAGCGGCGUGAACGAUGUCGAAAAAAGUAUUUAGUGAAAUCCACCGAGCAUAAAUGUGAAUAUCCUAGGGGGAAGUGAUGCAAAGUUCUUCCAAGCUAGAUAAUUUUGCAACAAGUUCAAAACACAUGUGUUACAUUUGGGUUCCGUUUGAUUCUUAUGUGCGAGAUCAACGCGACCUAAGCCUACUUAGAAGCUAGUUGUGUCAAUUUAGAUCUGCUUAUUUCUUCCCUAGCCAAUAUUUAUAUGUAUUUGUGAUUUAUGUCUAUUUUGUGAAUAGUUGUAAACUACUAAAGUCCGAAGUGCUUGGCUAAUUGGGUGUACAUGUUUUAACAUUUUUUAUAUUAUUUAUCUCCAGAGCUCAUUUCCCACCGGUUCGCUCAGAAAGUGCCUACAGCAAGAGUUAUUCCUUUUUAUCAAACUAUUUACACCCAAAUGGCUAAGUAAUCCGGUAAUGCGAAAAGUGUAUUAUGAAAUAUAAUGCUUA